Messenger RNA from Pleuronectes platessa (European plaice), 3405 nucleotides. RefSeq names its product mitogen-activated protein kinase 8a (gene mapk8a). Gene Ontology annotation, cellular component: nucleus; cytoplasm. The transcript has 12 exons. The record is from RefSeq and is a predicted model, not a curated record. The coding region runs from base 232 to 1545 and encodes 437 amino acids. Gene Ontology annotation, biological process: protein phosphorylation; JNK cascade. Gene Ontology annotation, molecular function: ATP binding; JUN kinase activity. NCBI's taxonomy places the organism in Eukaryota, Metazoa, Chordata, Actinopteri, Pleuronectiformes, Pleuronectidae.
CUGUCAGUAGCAGCCAGAUGGAAACGUAGGCAAGUGAAUGUGGUGAGGUCAUGUAUUUUUAAGCCGCACAACGGAAUAAAUCGUCCUCCACCGGCGGCACAAACAAACUGGUCCGCCGCACCGACACGUUACGCUGCCGAUCGAACCGCGGGGCGAUCGCUACAGUCUCGGUUUGGAUGAACGGAGAGGACAUUUUUUGAUGCACAGAGAGCAGUAAUUGAAGAUUUCACCAUGAACAAAAACAAGCGAGAGAGGGAGUUCUACAGCCUCGAUGUGGGAGACUCGACGUUCACAGUCCUGAAGCGAUACCAGAAUCUAAGACCCAUCGGCUCAGGAGCGCAGGGGAUAGUGUGCUCUGCUUACGACCAAAUGCUUGAACGAAAUGUUGCCAUCAAGAAGCUGAGUCGGCCGUUUCAAAAUCAAACCCAUGCCAAGAGGGCGUACAGAGAGCUAGUCCUAAUGAAAUGUGUCAAUCACAAAAAUAUCAUUGGCCUAUUAAAUGUAUUUACACCACAAAAAUCAUUACAAGAUUUUCAAGAUGUCUACUUGGUGAUGGAGCUGAUGGACGCCAACCUGUGCCAGGUCAUUCAGAUGGAGCUGGACCACGAGAGGCUGUCUUAUCUGCUCUAUCAGACGCUGUGCGGUAUCAAACACCUCCACGCUGCCGGCAUCAUUCACAGGGAUCUGAAGCCAAGUAACAUAGUCGUCAAGUCCGAUUGUACACUGAAGAUCUUGGACUUUGGCCUGGCUCGGACGGCGGCCACCGGCCUCCUGAUGACACCGUACGUGGUGACACGUUACUACAGAGCACCUGAGGUCAUCCUGGGCAUGGGAUAUCAAGCCAAUGUGGACGUAUGGUCAGUGGGCUGCAUUGUGGCUGAAAUGAUCAGGGGAAGCGUGUUGUUCCCCGGCACUGAUCAUAUUGAUCAGUGGAACAAGGUCAUUGAGCAGCUCGGCACCCCAACUCAGGAAUUCCUCAUGAAGCUGAAUCAGUCGGUAAGAACGUACGUAGAAAACAGGCCACGCUACGCUGGAUACAGCUUCGAGAAACUCUUCCCAGACGUGCUCUUCCCUGCUGACUCUGAUCACAACAAACUGAAAGCGAGCCAAGCCAGAGAUCUCUUAGCCAAGAUGUUAGUGAUUGAUUCCUCCAAACGAAUCACUGUAGACGAGGCCCUGCAGCACCCCUACAUCAAUGUUUGGUACGACCCAGCAGAAGUGGAAGCGCCACCUCCGAAGAUUCCGGAGAAAGCAUUGGACGAGAGGGAGCACACCGUGGAGGAGUGGAAAGAUCUAAUUUAUAAGGAAGUGAGUGAUUGGGAUGAGUGGGCAAAAAAUGGAGUGAUAAGAGGCCAGCCACCUCCUUUAGGUGCAGCAGUGAUCGACAGCCCCCCCCAGCCCACGUCCUCCUCUUCCUCGGCCAACGACGUCUCGUCCAUGUCCACGGAGCCCACUGACCCGUGCAGCGACCCCACCUUGACCUCUGAAACAGACAGCAGCUUGGAAAGCCAUACCUCUCUGGGUGCGCUGGCCUGCUGCAGAUAACAGACACAUACUACACACACACACACACACACACACACACACACACACACACACACACACACACACACACACACACAUAAAACCGUUGUCUCAUCAGUGUGUGUGAUGGGAAAAUUGUUUUGGCCAAUGAAAGUUCUCAUGUUAGUUUGUAGAGCUGCGCUUUUAAUGUACAGUUUCUUUUUAUUUCCCCCUCCCUCUACACUGCUGUACAUGACUGUGGUUUGAAACUGUAUCAUUAUUACUGUAUUUUUGCUGCAAAGAAUCAAGAGUAUGUUUUGAUGUGAAUCUGUGGUGUGUGUGUUAUGAAAGAGAGGGAUUCUCCUUUUUUUAGCUGCUGCUGUUGAGCACUGCAAUAUUACGUUGGGUAUAUUUUGGAAUCGGUCAUUUGACAUUUUUUUGAUAAUUUUUUGGGACAUUUGAAUGAAUUCUUUCUUUAGAGGUAGACUAGAGCACAUUUUUCUUCUCUAAUGCAAAUAGAUGCUUUUAUUUUGACACAGCUCCUCAUCUUUCUUGUAGAAAGCAUCCUACGUUAACUUAUUUCUUAGUAUUUUAUCACUUCUGAUUGUGUGUGUGUAUCAGGACAAGCAGUCAAAUGGUCGGUUGCCCUGACUCUGCAUUUCUUUUUUACGAUAGCAUUCUGCAAACUGACUGUAUUGUAACUUAUUUAUUGACUCACGUGGGAUUCGUAGGUUUUGGUCUGUUGUAUGAGGAAGAACAGGGUGAAUGUAAAGUCAAUAGAAAUGUGGAAUUGUAAGGAGCCAAUGAUUGCUGUUCGCGCUGUACCAACUUCAUACAGGCCUCUCCACUGGUUAUAUGAGUGAGGUGUAUUUUGGGCAACUGUCACAUCAGCCACUUUGCCCUUUUGGCAGGUUUUCUCAGACAUUAUUUACAGCCGUUGGAUAUUCAAGAUAUUUCGUUUUUAAGUGCCCUUAACUCAGUUCAGUGAUUUUUCCGUCGUCUCCGAGGAAGAUGCUCCUCUCCUCUGCGGUGCGUCUUUUCUGAGUUCUACCUCUCACGUGCAUACACACACACACUAAAACACACAUUUUUUGAAGAUACAGUAUGUUUUUCAUGUAACACAUCAUUCACAAAGAAAUGUGAAAAAAAGAUUUUCUCUUCUGCAUUUGUGUUAUUUAUUUAUUUAUUUCAAGCUAGGAGGCAUCUAUUGUUUGUAAUGUACAUUUCAUUCAGAAGUACUAUUUAUAUGCAUUUUGUUUUCAUUUUUUCUUUGUUUUCUGUGCAAUAUUUAUUCAUAGAUUAGGAUACUUGGUAAAUUGAUCUGUACAUUUUAAUGUAGAUUUAAUGUUUGUAUUUUUUCCGAGAGUCGGGAAACAGGUAUUUGUUACCCGCCAUGGUGAUAACCUUUGGAUGUACUUGAUGGCUCAAAAUUUGCCCUCUUCAUUGUUGGGCACUUCAGGCAGUUACCCCUAGCAUUCAGCUCCCAGAAUGCUCUUUGGGGGAUUGUGACGCAUGUCCUGACCCUUUCUGGACCACAUUUCAAAUGACUGUUGUGACAUCCUCUUCCUGUGUUUUAUUUUUUUCCUCUCUCCCCUCCAUCUUCUCAAAAAUAGAGAAAUUAGACUAGACGACGCAUGAGUUUUCUCUUAGCAAAUCUGGUUCUAGUGCAGGUACAUAGAGGAAAGAAAGAAAAGCCGUCGAGCACUAUGGGGAUGAUGCUGCAGUCUUCUGAUGACUUGGCCAAAUACUGAUGGCUGUUGUGGUGUGUUGUGAUAUGGCCGGAUGUGUGGAUUUUAGCCUUUGGAUCUGAAAUUGCCUCACUAACAGACCAAUUAUAUACAUUCAAAAUGGAAACUGUCGACAGUACGUACAACUCCAGCAAAUAAACGAGUUGAAUUUUAA